AUGCAGGCCCGUCUGUUUGCCCGCUCCACCGGUGAGCUCAGCCCGGAUGGCUUCGCGCGAGCCACGACGUCGGAGCUCGUCCGGUCUUUCGCCGCUGCCCCCAACCACCGAUUUGAUGGCGAGGGCGCCGAGCUGGAAGAAGAAGGCCGGUACGUGCAAAUCUGGGCUCACCGAGUCGGCGUUAAUGCCUUGGCUCUGGAUAAGUUCGAUGGCCGCCUCCUUCUUUCCGGCGGUGCCGAUGGUUCGGUGAAGUUGUGGGACCUUCACCAGGAGGGCAAUGCCCGAACAUCCCGCAUUCUCCAGCCCGUCGCCAGUGUUGCCCGCUCCGUUGGUGGCGAGACUAACGCCCACAAGCACGGCAUCACCCAUCUGGACUUUUACCCCUUUGACUCCGAGGCCUUUCUAUCUAGCUCGUUCGACCGCUCGCUCAAGCUAUGGUCUACUCAACGGAUGGUCGUAUCGGCCAGCUUUGACCUGAACGCCAACAUAUACACCCAUGCAACCAGUCCCAUCGCCAAUCACCUCCUGGUCGCCUGCGCAACCCAGCAUUCUUCUGUUCGCCUGGUAGACCUCAAGUCCGGAUCUGCCGUCCAAUCUCUUGUCGCCCACGGAGGUGCUGUUCUUUCCGCAGCUUGGAGCCCCCGUCACGAGCAUACCCUUGCCACCGGUCACGUUGAUGGAAGGGUGCGGGUCUGGGACCUCCGCCGCGCCGGAGGCUUGGUCGGGCAGCUCGAUCAAGAAGACAGCCUCGGUGUUAUUCACCGUUUUGACCACGCCAUGGCCUCUGGAUUAGACUGGAACCGCACCCCCCAUUUCCGCAGCUCAGCUCGUGCACAUAAUGAGGGUGUCAACGGCUUGACCUGGACUGACGACGGUAACUUCAUCAUAUCAGCCGGCCUGGAUCGUCGGAUCCGAGUAUGGGAUGCUGCUACUGGUGCGAACACGCUGGCCAGCUUCGGCUCCAUCAUACAGAACCGACAACCCAAGACUGUGAGUUUGUUUGUCACGCCCGCCCGGCUGACACCCACACGUCGGGAUCUCCUAUUUUACCCCAAUGAGCAAGAAAUACUGGUCAUGGACCUGCACGAAGGCACUCUCCUGUCCCGCUUGCGUGUGCCUGGGCCGUCCGGGGUGGCCGGAAGUCAGGGCAGCAGCGGCCUGAAUGUGAAGAACCGGACAAUGAGCAUGGUAUGGCGUGGCAGCGGUGGCCAUGGGCUUCAAAAGGGCACUGUGAUGGGAGGUGGAAGUUCCUUUGGUGCAGUAUACACGGCCCACCUGGACGGACAGAUACGUUCCUGGAUGCCUCAACUGCCUGGGGCCGAGGAUGAUGACGCAGCCCCUAAUCCACAAGAUGCGGAUGAAGAGGAAAAAGCACGCAAGCGCAAGGCCCUCGACGACGCUUUCAGGAGCUUGAUGCGAAGACAAGUCACAUUCAAUUGA
Messenger RNA from Colletotrichum graminicola M1.001, 1440 nucleotides. RefSeq names its product WD domain-containing protein. Gene Ontology annotation, biological process: proteasome-mediated ubiquitin-dependent protein catabolic process; transcription-coupled nucleotide-excision repair; protein polyubiquitination. NCBI's taxonomy places the organism in Eukaryota, Fungi, Ascomycota, Sordariomycetes, Glomerellales, Glomerellaceae. Gene Ontology annotation, molecular function: protein binding. The record is from RefSeq and is a predicted model, not a curated record. Gene Ontology annotation, cellular component: Cul4A-RING E3 ubiquitin ligase complex; nucleotide-excision repair complex. The coding region runs from base 1 to 1440 and encodes 479 amino acids. The transcript is spliced from 2 exons.